AUGCUCUUCCAACUCCUCCUCCUCGCUAGCACCGCUUCGGCCACUUGUACCCAUGGCCUGUCCAUGUUCAAGAAGCGUGCUGAGACUGCAGAGGGUGGUGUUGAGGUCAAGAACUUCGGCUAUGGCCCACUCAACGGUCCCUUCAACUGGGCAACGCUUGCUGCUGAGAACGAGGCAUGCAAAUCUGGGAAGAACCAGUCACCUAUCAACAUUGACUCCCGCUUGACUACCCUAACCGAGAAGCCUGUCCUCAACAUUCCCGAACAGGAGGUUGAGUUCGAGAACUUGGGCACUACCAUUGAGGUCAUCGUCAAUGGUACCACAACUGUUGCCGGCGCAGACUUCCAGCUCGUCCAGUUCCACAUGCACACCCCAUCUGAGCACCAUAUCAACGGAGAGUACCACCCUCUCGAGGUCCACAUGGUCCACCAGGGCGUCGCCGACAACACCCAACUUGCUGUCAUCGCUCUCAUGUUCCAGGUUGCUGAGGGCGAGUCGUCUUCAAUCAUCAAGUCUCUCGCCUCAUCUGUUGAGACCAUCCGCACUCCAGGCACCAAGGUUGCCAUCCCCGGCGGCAUCGACUUCGCCGACGUCACUGCUAAGAUCGAGUCCUCCGAGAUCCUUCAGUACUCUGGUUCCCUCACCACGCCUCCCUGCGCCGAGGGCGUCACCUUCAUGAUUGUCAAGGACCCGCUCGACAUCAGCGUUGCCGACUUCAACACGAUCAAGAGCGUCGUCAAGUUCAACUCCCGCUUCAUCCAGGCUGAUCUUGGAACCGCCAACAUGCUUGAAAUUGGCACCUUGGCCGGUACCGCUGGCGCCAUGAAGCCUGCCCCCGCCAACGAGACUACCCCUACCAACAACACUGGCGCAGGUGCACCGAUGACUGUUGGACAGAAGUUCCAAAUCACCGAGUUGUACGGCGAGCCCACUGCUAUUAAUGCCGUCGUUGUCGCCCGCAAGAGGAAGUACUAG
Molecule: messenger RNA, 975 nt
Organism: Parastagonospora nodorum SN15
Lineage: Eukaryota; Fungi; Ascomycota; Dothideomycetes; Pleosporales; Phaeosphaeriaceae
Exons: 3
Coding region: 1-975 (324 amino acids)
Molecular function (GO): zinc ion binding; carbonate dehydratase activity
Source: RefSeq, a predicted model, not a curated record